Drosophila elegans is the source of this 927-nucleotide messenger RNA. It is a transcript of the gene RpS3A, whose product is annotated as 40S ribosomal protein S3a. The record is from RefSeq and is a predicted model, not a curated record. Gene Ontology annotation, biological process: translation. Gene Ontology annotation, molecular function: structural constituent of ribosome. Lineage: Eukaryota; Metazoa; Arthropoda; Insecta; Diptera; Drosophilidae. The transcript has 2 exons. Bases 43 to 849 code for a protein of 268 amino acids. Gene Ontology annotation, cellular component: cytosol; ribosome.
ACAGUCAACGUGAUUCGACCUUUUCCGGUUUAUUCGUUGAACAUGGCAGUCGGCAAAAAUAAAGGUCUUUCCAAGGGUGGCAAGAAGGGCGGCAAAAAGAAGGUAGUCGACCCGUUUUCUCGCAAGGACUGGUACGAUGUCAAGGCUCCAAAUAUGUUUCAAACCCGUCAAAUCGGUAAAACGCUUGUCAACCGCACCCAGGGUCAGAGAAUAGCAUCCGAUUAUUUGAAGGGUCGCGUUUUUGAAGUCUCUUUGGCAGACUUGCAAAAGGAUAUUGAUCCAGAACGUUCUUUCCGUAAGUUCCGUCUUAUUGCCGAAGACGUUCAAGACCGCAACGUGCUGUGUAAUUUCCACGGCAUGGAUCUUACUACUGACAAGUACAGGUCCAUGGUGAAAAAAUGGCAAACACUUAUUGAAGCUAUUGUUGAAGCCAAGACUGUCGAUGGGUACCUUUUGCGAGUGUUUUGCAUUGGAUUUACCGCCAAGGAUCAGCAGUCUCAGCGCAAAACAUGCUAUGCUCAACAAUCGCAAGUCCGCAAGAUUCGCGCUAGAAUGACUGACAUAAUAACUAACGAAGUCAGCGGUGCCGAUCUGAAGCAACUGGUCAACAAACUGGCAUUAGACUCGAUCGCCAAAGAUAUUGAGAAAAGUUGUCAGCGUAUAUAUCCUUUGCAUGAUGUUUACAUCCGUAAAGUUAAGGUAUUGAAGAAGCCGCGUUUCGAUGUCUCAAAACUGUUGGAGUUGCAUGGUGACGGCGGUGGAAAAUCUGUCGAAGCCGUCGUGUCCACCGAGGGAGCUGUAAUCGACCGCCCCGAAGGCUAUGAGCCUCCAGUGCAGGAAGCUGUCUAAAAUGGAUAUAACAUGCAUAUUUUAUAAUGUAUUGCAUCCAGAGCUAAAAUACAUUACUCCACAAAUUGCAUAAACUUA